AUGUCUGACCACGGCGAAGAGAUUCCCCAUUCCCACUCCCCCACUGAACGUAAAAGGUCCCUUCCUUCUGAUGACGAUGAUGACGACCUUAGCCAGGAGGAAGGAAGAAGUCGCUUUAAACGUCCUGCGUUGACUAAUUCAGGCGGAGAAGACGACUCUUCUGAGUUCGGUGCUCCAUUUGCUUUUGAAGACGAACCAAACAGUGCUGAACAAGCCGUCUCUCCAUCUGAAUCACCAGACAUUAUGGAGGUUAACGUUCGUUCUCCAGCCGCUACUGAUAAAGAAAAAAAUGUAGAACCAGAGUCUACACUUGCUACUAUUUCUCUGCGAGCUCUCGUAACAACUAAGGAAGCUGGUGUUAUUAUUGGAAAAGGCGGAAAGAAUGUUAGCGAAAUUCGUGAUAGAUCUGGAGCUAAAGUUACUAUAUCAGAAAUGGUCCAAGGUGCUUAUGAAAGAAUUCUGACUGUUACUGGUCCUUUAGACACUGUUGCAAAGUUCUUUAUAUUACAUAAUGAUUUUUAA
Molecule: messenger RNA, 522 nt
Organism: Scutellospora calospora
Lineage: Eukaryota; Fungi; Glomeromycota; Glomeromycetes; Diversisporales; Gigasporaceae
Source: the annotation of a GenBank genome assembly